Molecule: messenger RNA, 1689 nt
Organism: Triticum aestivum (bread wheat)
Lineage: Eukaryota; Viridiplantae; Streptophyta; Magnoliopsida; Poales; Poaceae
Exons: 2
Coding region: 237-1517 (426 amino acids)
Molecular function (GO): myosin binding
Source: RefSeq, a predicted model, not a curated record
AAUCAUUCUAUCAUAGUACCCAAUUUUAUUAUCUCUCCAACUCAUAGUGGGGCUCCAUUCUUGCAAAGUUGACAGCUUCUCCUUCUCCUGGCCACCGAUGGAGCCGAUCACCCCGUCCACCUAACCCGCCAUUGUCGUCUCCUUGCCACUUUCCUCUGCCUCCCGACUCCAGCUCACCGGCAUCCUCCUCUGUUUCUGGAUUCAUCCAUCCACAAAGCUCCGAUGAAUCUUUGGUGAUGGUCCGCGAGUUGCUGGCCGUGCUGGUGCGCGCGGCGCUGCAGUGGGCGCUGGCGUCGCUGCUCCUCGCCAACGGCGCCGCCUUCUGCCUCAUCGCCGCCGCGGCCUCGUCGCUCCGGCUCGGCCCGCCCUGCCUCCUCUGCGCACGCGUUCACCGCCUGCUCUGCUCCUCCUCCUCCCCUGGCGCCGGUGCCAGCCAAGAACAAGACGCCUUCCGCCGCCUGCUCUGCGGCGCUCACAUCGCCGCCAUCGCGGGCUUAGGCGCAGAAGAAACAGAGCAUCAAGCGUGCUCUGCUUCUCAUGGCGUCGACAGAGGGACCAAAUAUGAUUCAGAUAAACCUCGAGGUCUAGAAUCUCACCGGGUCGUCUCCAUCGGCAGCGAGAUCUGCGAGCAAGAUCGUGGCGGCGACGAUGACCAACCCCGCGCCACCAACCUCAGCGCCCUCGGAAGAACGUCGAGCACCGACAGCGGCGAAGGCCCAUACGUGUCCCUGUUCGAGCUCGCUCCCCUCGUCGCCCUCCCGGAAGACACCCCGGUCACCAGACACGGGACGACGAAGCCGGAGCACGGGAGCGCGCCCUCGAGCGCCGCGGCAGGCGGCGAGCAGGCGCUGACGGUGAGCGGCCUCGUCGCCGCCCUCCGCGCGCAGCGGAGGGAGCUGGAGGCGGCGCGCGCGGAGCUGCACGGCGAGCGGCGCGCCAGGGCGGAGCUGGAGGAGCAGGGCGAGCUGGACCGGGAGGCGGCGCGGGUGGCCAUGCAGCUCGUGCACGAGACGGAGACGGAGAAGCACGAGCUGCAGCGGCAGCUCGACGCGUUCAGGGUCAGGGCCCAGCUCCACGGCCGCGAGGCCGCCGCCGCCUCCUUGGACGCGGACUACUCUGCUUCUGCUCCGGCCAACCGGCUCGGCCGCCGGCUGAGCCGCGACGGUGACGGUGAACUGAUGGAGCAGGAAGACGAGGCGGGCUGGGGCGGGAACAAGAACUACCAGUCGCUGGUGGACUUCCUGCCGGGCUCGGUCUACUCCUCGUCGCCGGACCUGGCCAACCUGCUGAGGCUCUACACGGAAGGCAAUGGCAAUGGCGCUCGUCGGCCGAAAGAGGGUGGUAUCACCGAGGAGGAGGAGGAGAUCGUCGUCGCCGUCACGGCCACAUCUGUUUCCGGUUUCGACGGCCGGGACGGUGAGGAGGCCACUAGCGUUGCUGCUUCUUUGCCAGAAAGUGGUGGCGACCACGUCCGAGCAGAUCUUGCACAGGACGAAGCAGCCGUAAUGCGUGCAUGAUGUGUCGCAUUUUACCACCGUGAUUGAUUUGUUUUUCAUUUAACUGCCAUUCUUUUUAUAUUAUUUAUUGUAUGUACAGUGCUUUGAAUUGACUGAAGUCUUUUGGUCAUUUCAUCGAACACCUUAUGUGCAUCGAUGGCCUUUCUAGUAAGCACGAGCCCAUCAUGGAUGA